CUCUCCUCGCGCGCCCGCGCCGCGCUGCGGAUUUCUCCGGCCCGCCGCUUCGCUUCCACCGGCCCGGACCCGAGCGGGUUGGCGCAGGGGCCCGGGAGAUCUGGGGGUCCCGAUGCCUCCGGGCCCCCUCUCCUGAGACCAGCCACCAGCGCCCGCACUCGGGGCAGGCGACAGGGACGAUCGUGGGCCGGAGAGCGCCCAGAAGGCCCGGGCCCACCAUGGCCCCGGCCCUGCCCUGGCUCCUGCUGUGGGUGGGCUGGGGCGUGCUGCCUGCGCACGGCACCCAGCGGGGCAUCCGGCUGCCCCUGCGCAGCGGCCUGGCCGGGGCUCCGCUCGGGCUGCGGCUGCCCCGGGACACCGACGAGGAGCCCGAGGAGCCCGGGCCGAGGGGCAGCUUUGUGGAGAUGGUGGACAACCUGAGGGGCAAGUCUGGCCAAGGCUACUACGUGGAGAUGACCGUGGGCAGCCCCCCGCAGACGCUCAACAUCCUGGUGGACACAGGCAGCAGUAACUUUGCAGUGGGCGCAGCCCCUCACCCUUUCCUGCAUCGCUACUACCAGAGACAGUUGUCCAGCACAUACAGGGAUCUCCGGAAGGGUGUCUAUGUGCCCUACACCCAGGGAAAGUGGGAGGGAGAGCUGGGCACCGACCUGGUAAGCAUCCCUCAUGGUCCCAACGUCACUGUGCGUGCCAACAUCGCUGCCAUCACUGAAUCGGAUAAGUUCUUCAUCAAUGGCUCCAACUGGGAAGGCAUCCUGGGACUGGCCUAUGCUGAGAUUGCCAGGCCUGAUGACUCCCUGGAGCCCUUUUUUGACUCCUUGGUAAAGCAGACCCACGUUCCCAACCUCUUCUCCCUGCAGCUCUGUGGCGCAGGCUUCCCACUCAACCAGUCUGAGGUGCUGGCUUCAGUCGGAGGGAGCAUGAUCAUCGGGGGCAUUGACCAUUCGCUGUACACGGGGAGUCUCUGGUACACACCCAUCCGGCGGGAAUGGUAUUAUGAGGUGAUCAUUGUACGGGUAGAAAUCAAUGGACAAGACCUGAAAAUGGACUGCAAGGAGUACAACUAUGACAAGAGCAUUGUGGACAGUGGUACCACCAACCUUCGUUUGCCCAAGAAAGUGUUUGAAGCUGCAGUCAAGUCCAUCAAGGCAGCCUCGUCGACAGAGAAGUUCCCAGAUGGGUUUUGGCUAGGGGAGCAGCUGGUAUGCUGGCAAGCAGGCACCACGCCUUGGAACAUCUUCCCGGUCAUCUCACUCUACCUCAUGGGUGAGGUCACUAAUCAGUCCUUCCGCAUCACCAUCCUUCCACAGCAAUACCUGCGGCCAGUGGAAGAUGUGGCCACGUCCCAAGACGACUGUUACAAGUUUGCCAUCUCACAGUCAUCUACAGGCACUGUCAUGGGGGCCGUCAUCAUGGAGGGCUUCUAUGUUGUCUUUGACCGGGCCCGAAAACGAAUUGGCUUUGCAGUCAGUGCUUGCCAUGUGCACGAUGAGUUCAGGACAGCGGCGGUUGAAGGCCCUUUUGUCACCCCUGACAUGGAAGACUGUGGCUACAACAUUCCACAGACAGAUGAGUCAACCCUCAUGACCAUAGCCUAUGUCAUGGCUGCCAUCUGUGCCCUCUUCAUGCUGCCACUCUGCCUCAUGGUGUGCCAGUGGCGUUGCCUCCGCUGCUUGCGCCAUCAGCACGAUGACUUUGCUGAUGACAUCUCCCUGCUGAAGUGAGGAGGCCCGAAGGUGGAAGACAGAAAUCGCCCAGGACCACAUCUGGGUGGUUCCCCUUGGUCACAAGUCGGGGAGACACAGGUGGCCCUAAGGACCCUCAACCACCCACCAAAUGCCUCUGCCUUGAGGGAAGAAAAGGGCCACAGGGGGAUUCCAGGGCUUGCACCUGUAGGAAACGGAAGGGAAGCAGCAGCACACUGCUAGCGGGAAUGCUUUCGGUCACCUCAAACUCCACUUGGGAAAUUCUGCUGCUUAAACUUUUAGUGCUGAACUUUUGCCCACCAUCCCUUUAGGUUUUCCAACCCAAAGUGUUCUUUCCUUAUGUCUGGAAGUACUUGCAUCGUGCCCAGGCCAUCCUAGUGUCUCUGUGGUACCUGGCAGAGAGAGGGCCAACUUCAUUUUUCUGCUGACCUAAGUGAAAACAUGCAGUUUGAUAUUUUAGAGAUAGGGCCUGUAGAAACAAGCCUAUACUGGUGCAAAGACUGUUCCUGAAUUAAA
Molecule: messenger RNA, 2222 nt
Organism: Dipodomys ordii (Ord's kangaroo rat)
Lineage: Eukaryota; Metazoa; Chordata; Mammalia; Rodentia; Heteromyidae
Gene: Bace1
Product: beta-site APP-cleaving enzyme 1
Exons: 9
Coding region: 219-1724 (501 amino acids)
Biological process (GO): amyloid-beta metabolic process; membrane protein ectodomain proteolysis
Cellular component (GO): membrane; endosome; trans-Golgi network
Molecular function (GO): aspartic-type endopeptidase activity
Source: RefSeq, a predicted model, not a curated record